Pseudogymnoascus verrucosus is the source of this 1581-nucleotide messenger RNA. It is a transcript of the gene INT6, whose product is annotated as eukaryotic translation initiation factor 3 subunit E. Gene Ontology annotation, biological process: translational initiation. The transcript has 2 exons. The record is from RefSeq and is a predicted model, not a curated record. Gene Ontology annotation, cellular component: eukaryotic translation initiation factor 3 complex; nucleus; cytoplasm. The coding region runs from base 78 to 1412 and encodes 444 amino acids. Gene Ontology annotation, molecular function: translation initiation factor activity. NCBI's taxonomy places the organism in Eukaryota, Fungi, Ascomycota, Leotiomycetes, Thelebolales, Thelebolaceae.
CCCACGCACGACGACCUCCCCCCGGCCAAGGUCUACCUCAACCACCACGUCAAGAAAACUCGCAAAAAACCGCAAUCAUGGCGGACACAGCGAGCGCGCCUGCGCCAGCCAAGACAGCUGAGCAGAUCAGCGAGGAGAACAACCUUCUUCCCAAGCUGAUCACGCACCUGGAUCGCCAUCUUAUUUUCCCCCUACUACAGUUCGUGGCCGAGCAGCAGGAGGAUGAGGAGGAUAGCCAGGAGAUCACGAGGGCGAAGUACGAGUUGUUGAAGACGACGAAUAUGACGGAUUAUGUGGCGAGCUUGUAUACUGAGAUCAACGAUGUGGCGGAGCCGCCGAAGGAGUUUGGCGCGAAGAGGCAGGCCGUGCUGGAGAGGUUGGAUCAGUUUGAGCAGGAGUCGGCGGCGAUUACGGAUUUGUUGGGGAGGGAGGAUGUUAUUACGAAUUUGAGGGCGGAUAAGGUGGCUAACUUGGAGUACUUGAAGAAGGAGCAUGAGGUCACCCCCGAGAUGGUCGACGUGCUUUACGACUUCGGUAACUUCCAGUACAGCUGUGGUAACUACGGUGCCGCCGCCGAGCUGCUCUACCAGUUCCGUGUCCUCUCCACCGACGAGACCAAGGUCUCCGCCGCCACUUGGGGAAAGCUCGCCUCCGAGAUCCUGACCACCAACUGGGAGUCCGCCAUGGAGGAAGUCACCAAAGUCAAAGACUCCAUCGACACCAAGCUCUUCGCCAACCCGCUCGCGCAGCUCAACCACCGCGCGUGGCUAAUCCACUGGGCUCUCUUCCCCUUCUUCAACUACGAGCCCGCGCGCGACACAAUCUGCGACCUCUUCUUCUCCGCGCCCUUCAUCAACACCAUCCAGACCGCCUGCCCCUGGGUCCUCCGCUACCUCGCCGCAGCGGUCAUCACCAACCGCAGCCGCACGCGCAACACGGGCCAGUACCAGAAGCAGCUCAAGGACAUCAUCCGCAUCGUCAAGCAGGAGACGUACGAGUACAGCGACCCGGUCACCGACUUCAUCAAGGCGCUGUACGUGGACUUUGACUUCGAGGAGGCCCAGCGCAAGCUCAUCGAGGCGGAGGAGGUACUUCGCGGGGACUUCUUCCUCGUCGCUGCGUCCGAUGCGUUUGUGGAGGCCGCGCGCCACCUGAUCUCGGAGAGCUACUGCAAGAUUCAUCAGAGGAUUGAUAUUAAGGACCUCUCGGCGCGUCUGGGGCUCGACCAGGACGAGGGCGAGAAGUGGAUCGUUAACCUCAUUCGUGAUACGCGUGUUGAUGCCAAGAUCGAUUAUAAGGAGGGCACGGUUGUGAUGAACCACCCGCCGAGCAGCGUGUAUCAGCAGGUCAUUGAGAGGACUAAGGGUGGCUUCUUCAGGACACAGGUGCUGAGUGCUGCGGUGGCGAAAUAGAUGGGUGGUGGGUGUGAUAGGAAAUAAGAAAUUUAAAGUGUGGUGGUGGGCAUGGGAAUGGCGUUUUUGAAUUGUGGGGUGGGGGAUAAAGAUAUGGUCCAGCUUGCUGGUACGUAGUUUAUGAGCUUAUGAGCUUUACGUAAAUAUCUAUGAGGAUUUGGUUCGGAAU